Messenger RNA from Sinocyclocheilus anshuiensis, 5682 nucleotides. Its product is annotated as putative leucine-rich repeat-containing protein DDB_G0290503. The record is from RefSeq and is a predicted model, not a curated record. Gene Ontology annotation, molecular function: GTP binding. NCBI's taxonomy places the organism in Eukaryota, Metazoa, Chordata, Actinopteri, Cypriniformes, Cyprinidae. Bases 83 to 4666 code for a protein of 1527 amino acids. The transcript has 4 exons.
UUCAGUGACGACAACUGGAAAAACAAAGCUGAACAUUGUGCUGUGUGGAAAUAAUCCAACACUCAAGAACUCAGUGUCUAAAAUGUUUAGAGGGAUAACAAGUAAAUCUCAGAAAGAGAUGAGUAAAGUGUGUGUGAAGAAAGAGGGCAAGAUUCAUGGACGGCAGAUCAGUGUAAUAGAGCUUCCAGCUCUCACCCGGCUCUCAGAGGAGGAAGUGAUGCGGGAGACUCUCCACUGUCUGUCUCUCUGUGAUCCUGGAGUUCAUCUUUUCAUCCUUGUUACUCCUGUCUGUCCACUUACUAAUGAAGACAGAGCAGAAAUGGAGAAGAUCAAAGGAAUACUUAACUCUAAUGAACACUUCAUGUUGCUUUUCAUUACUGAACUUGACCAAAGUGUGAUAGAUUUUGUGAGUCUCUAUGGGAGUUGGCACAGUGUGAUGGGGUCAAAGGACCAGAGAAGCUCAGAAAAGAUCUCAGAUCUGUUUGAUCGUAUAGACAGCAUGAAGAUUGAACCCUAUUCUCUUCAGAUGCACAUAAGAGCUCCAGAGAAGAAAGUCAGACAUGAACUAGAGGAGCAACUGAGAGUGAGAGAUAAUGAAGUCAAAGAGCUACAGCAGAAGAUCAAGACACUGGUUUCAGAGGGUGUGAAGCUGAAUCUGGUUGUGUGUGGGAGUAACAGAGGAUUAAAAUCCUUCAUAUCAAAGCUGAUCCUGAAGCAGAGCGAAAGAAGAUCAGAGCUCAGCUCAGAGUGUGUGAGGAGAGACGUGGAGCUUGAUGGACAUCUGAUCAGUCUGGUGGAGCUUCCAGCUCUGUUCAACACUCAGCUCUCAGAGGAGGACAUGAUGCGUCAGACUCACCGCUGUGUGUCUCUCUGUCAUCCUGGAGUUCAUGUGUUCAUCCUCAUCAUUCCUGAUGCACCACUGACUGAUGAAGACAAAGCAGAAAUAGAGGAGAUCCAGAGGAUCUUCAGCUCAAGAAUCAACAAAUACAUCAUGAUCAUCAUAAAGCAGAAUCCAGAGCAUCAGACAGCAGAACUAAAUGAAAAAACACUGUCUGUCAUUGAGAGUUUUGGGGGACGACAUAAUUUCAUUGGGCCUAAAACACAAGUGUCUGUGUUGAUGGAGAAAUUAAAGCAGAUGGUUGAGGAAAAUAGUGGUGAUUGUUUCUCCACAGAGACAUUGAUGGAGACACAGAUGGAGAAACUGCUGAAAUUUGAAGAAAUUAAAAGGAGAAUCUAUCCUUUAGAGACGUGGUUUCAAUCACAAGAUUCAAGAGACAUAGAAUAUGAACUGAGGAUUGUGCUGCUGGGAAAAACUGGAGUUGGGAAGAGUUCAACUGGAAACAACAUCUUAGGAAGAGUCAUGUUUGAAGCUGAAGCAGCUCAUGAGUCUAUUACUAAAGAGUGUCUUAGAGAGAACGCUGAAAUCAAUGGCAGACACAUUGCUGUGAUCGACACUCCAGGACUGUUUGAUACCGAUCUCAGUAAUGAAGAAAUCCAGAGAGAAAUCAGCAACUGCAUCCCCAUGAUCCUGCCUGGACCACAUGUGUUCAUCAUUGUGCUCAAUUUAGGACAACGAUUCACUCAAGAAGAGGAAAAAUCAGUGGAGAUCAUCCAAGAGACAUUUGGUGAAAACUCUUUAAAGUACACGAUGGUGCUCUUCACCAGAGGGGAUGAUCUGAAUGACAAAACUAUUGAACAGUAUCUGGGAAAAUCUGGAUCUGCUUUAAAGCAGCUGAUUGAUGUGUGUGAAAACAGAUACCAUGUGUUCAAUAAUAAAGAGACUGGAGACCGAACACAGGUGACUGAUCUACUGCAGAAGAUAGACAACAUGGUGAAAGCAAACGGAGGGAGUUACUACUCAUGUAAGAUGUUCAGAGAGAUGGAAAGAGAAUUACAAGAACAACAAAAGAACAUACUGAUGGAGAAAGUGGAGCAAGUGGUCAGAGAAAAAGAAGAACUCAUGAAUAAACAUGAAGAAGAGAAAAAUAAGAUGAAGAUGAAGAUGGAGGAAAAAAGACAGAAUCAUGAGAAAGAGAGAAAGAGAAGAGAAGAAGAAUUUAUUGAGAGAGAAGAACGAUACAAAAGAGACAUCAAAGAAAGAGAGGAACAAGAGAAAAAGAUACGAGAGGAGCUGAAGAGAGAACGAGAGGAAUGGGAGAAACAGAAACAACAGGAAAGACAAAGAAGAGAAGAAGAGGAGGAUAAAUGGAGAAAGAAAGAGCAGGCAACAUGGGAUGAAUGUAAUCAGAGACUUAAAGAGGUAGAAGAGAGAAUGGAAAGUGAGAAAGAAGUUAAUCUGUCCAAAUACAAAGAAGAGAAAGAGAGAAUGAAGAUGAUGGUGGAUGAAGAGAGACGGAAUCAUGAAAAAGAAAGAAAUAGAAGAGAAGAAGUGGAUGAGAGAAGGAGAAAGAUAGAAAAGGAAACAUGGGAUGAAUAUUAUCAGAAACUUAAACGAGAGAGAGAAAGAAGAUACAGAGAGAAAAAAGAUCUUCAGAUCAAACAUGAAGAAGAUAGAAAAAGAAUGAAGAAGAUGAUGGAGAAAGAAAGACAAAAUCAUGACAAAGAGACAAAGAGAAGAGAAGAGGAAUAUAUAAAAGCUGAAGAACAAUAUAAAAGAGAUAUUAAAUACAUAGAGGAACAAGAGGGAAAGAUACGAGAUGAGCUGAAGAGAGAACGAAAGGAAUGGGAGAAACAGAAACAACAGGAAAGACAAAGAAGAGAAGAAGAGGAGAAUGAAAUGCAUAAAUUUAUUGAACUUCAUACGGGAACUCCUGAGGUUCUGCACACAAACAAUGAAGAAGAUUCAUCAUCAGAUUCAGGAUGUUUGAGAAUCUUGCUGCUUGGGAGGACAGGAAGUGGAAAGUCUGCAACAGGAAACACUAUCCUCGGAAACGAUGAGUUCCACAGUGAAGCAAGUUCACGUUUGGUGACCACUGUUUGUCAGAAGAGAGUUGGUGAAGUUGAUGGUCAAUCAGUAGCUGUUAUUGAUACUCCAGGACUCUUUGACCCCUCACUGACAAAUGAACAAGUGCAGGAAGAAAUAAUGAAGUGUAUUUCACUGUCAGCACCUGGACCACAUGCGUUCAUCAUUGUGCUGAACGUGGAAAAAAUCACUCCAGAGGAGAAAGACACUUUAGACGUGAUCAAGAUGAUCUUUGGCUCAAAAGCAGCAGAUUUCUGCAUUGUUCUCUUCACUAGAGGAGAUGAACUGAAACAACAAACAAUAGAGCAUUAUGCAGAGAAAAGUAAAAAUGCUGAAUUCAAGACACUGAUCAGUGACUGUGGAAACAGAUUCCUGGCUUUUAACAACACAGAAACACAAGAUCAGACACAAGUUACUCAGCUGUUAAAUAUGAUAGAAGAGAUGAAGAAGUCUAAUCAGGGCCGAUACUUCACUAAUGAGAUGUUUGAAAAGGGAGGGAUCGCCAUUGAACAGAAAAUGGAAAUGCUAGAAGAGAAUAAAAGAAAAAAUCUGUUUCAAGUUGAAGAAUUAAAAGCCAAAUAUGACAUGGAAAUCAAAAGGAUGGGAGAGAGACUGGAAGAGAAGAAACAAAGGAAAGAAGAGGAAAGAGAGAGACUGAAGAACAAGUUCAGAGAACAAGAGGAAACACUCAGGAGAGAGUUUGAGGAGAAAGAAAAAUCUGAGCUGAAGAAACGAGAGAUGAAGGAGGAUCAGAAACAAUCAGAAGAAGAGGGAAAAAAACAAAGAGCUGAAUAUGAUCAAAGAAUAGACGAGAUGAAGAGAGAGAUGGAAAAUCAGAGAAUACAGUAUGAAAAACAGCUUACAGAAAGAGAAGAAGAAGAUAGAAAGAGAGAAGAAGAAUAUAAACAAGAUCAAGAACAUAUGAAAAAUGAUCAUGAAAACAUCAUGACAGAGUUAAGAAAAAAACAUGAAGAGGAAAUAAAAAAGAGAGAUUCAGAGGAACAAAUGAUGAAGGAACAAGAAGAGAAAGAAAGAGAAGAAUGGAAGAGAAAAAUAAAAGAGGCUGAAAAUGACAAAGAGACUCAAGAGGAAAUGAAACGACAGCAGAGAGAAUGGGAGGAAAAGAAGAACAGAGAGAAGAGAGAACGAGAGGACGAGGAAAGAGAGAGACACAAUGAACAGCUGAGAGAAAAACAAGAAGAACUGGAGAACAAGAGAAAGAAAUACGAAAGAGAGAGAAAAGAAGAAGAACAGAGGAUAGAGAAAGAGGGAGAGAAACUGAAAAGAGAGAGAGAACAGAAAGAAAGAGAAUAUAAAGAGAAUAUAAAUGAAAUGGAGAGACAUUAUGAGCAGCUGGAGCGAGAGAGAAAAGAGGAGUGGAGGAGAAGAAAACAAGAGGAUGAAGAGAGACGAGUGGAGAAGAGAAAGAGAUGUGAGAAAAUGAUAGAAGAUCUGAAACGAGAGCAAGAGGAGGAGAUCAAGAGAAGAGAAAGAGAGGAGACAGAAAGAAUAGACAGAGAAGAAAAAGAGUGUGAUGAAAUGAAACAGAAACAUGAAGAACAAAUAGGGAAGAUGAAGAAGAAACAUGAAGAUGAAGCCAGAAAACAAAAAAAAGAAUUGAUACAUUUAAGAAAUAGAAAAGAGCAGCAGGUUCAGGAGCUCAAGGAGAGACUUGAACAACUAAAUGAAGUGAAAAGGUUAAGAAAGGAACUAAAAGAUAAAUGGUCAUGCCAUGUGAUGUGAAACAUUUUUAAUAUACUGUAUAUGGAUGAGUAAAGGUCAACUGAUUUUACAGAUACCGAUAACUAGAUUACACCACACUGGCCGAUAACUGAUUAAUCAACCGAUAGUUUUAAAAUGGAAACUGAAUGUGGGAGGGGAUUUAAACUGCUUAAUGGACCCACUUUUAGAUACAUUUUCUGCAGGUGGUACGUUUCCAUCUAAGCAAGCUGGGUUGCUAGUGGACAUUUGAGCUGAUUUGGGAUGUAUUGACGUCUGGCGAAUACUUAAUUAUGGUGUUAAAGGUUUCUUGUGAGAUCUCUGAUCAGGCACCAUUCUUUAUGGAACUCCUACACGUUGAAAAAAGUGUCUCAAUUUGGUAGGUGGAGAUUUCAUCCUUUCAUAUUUUCAUUCAGAAUUUAAACUUUUCUACAAAAUCAAAAAUACCAUAGAGGUUUCUCCUUCAACGUUGCAGGAAAAGUAUUUUCUCGGGGCAUUAUUAUUGCAUAUGAAAGUAAGAAGAAACGAGAUAGUCUAGAAAAGCAGCGAGUACUGGAGCUGCAGUUGGCUGGGGCUGAGGGAGAGUAUGUAUGAAAUGGAAACCCAUCUAAUACCAAACUAAAUAAAACUUUAGCUGCAAGAGCGGUGCCUAACUCCUUUCUUACUCAGGAAGCACGUCAGAAUAUUUGGUUUGUCAAACAAAAAUAGUGAGUUUGGCAAUAAGCCAGGCAAAUACUUGGCCUCGCUGGUGAAAAAGAGGGCUGGCUCACUAAAUAUGUAUCAGACUCUUCAGGCCAAAAAAAGAUUUAAUAGCACGAGUAUCAAACUUAUAUUCAAAAACGUUUUACGCUGACUUACACACCAGCAAAAAAAAAAAAAAGUGAAUAGGGCUGAGUUGAUUAAAAGUUUUUUUUUUCCAAAAUUAAUUGAUCAAAAAUGUGAUGUGCAAAGAAAAGAGCUAAAUGGGCCUAUAGGUAAAAAGGAACUCAUGGAGGCUUUGCAAACUGCACGUUUAGGGAAAGUGCCAGGACCUGACAAUU